UAGCUUCCCGCCAACCACGAUUCUUAGCCGCCGCUUCACCCACCUAAUCACUCAUGUUUAAUCACAGACCGCCUUUUCUUUUUCUUCCUUUCCCGUUUUUUUUUGUUACAGCCGCAUUAUUAUCAUAAUCCACUUCAGAAUCUCUCUUUUUGUUUUCUUCUCUCUGUAGAUGCAAAUGGAAAUGAAUUAGUGAAAGCGCCGCCGUGUGUGAACAUGGGGGUUGGUGGGCAACCGAGUUGAACCGGCGUUUCCCAAUUUUUGUUUGAGAUUUCAAGGCUAGCUUUUGAGUUUUAUUGCUAGGUUUAUAGCAACGCAAAUCAUUUAAUUCUUUGUUGUGGAUGAUGGCUCAAACUUCGUUGCUUCUUAAUUACGUCUUUUGUUGUAGCUUGAGUUUCAUACGUACGUGAUAACUAUUUCCCAUCAUUUUAAUUGGAAGUUUUUGUGGAUAUAAUGUCAAAAGUUUCGGCUUCAAUGAAGAUUAGUUGAGUGGAAAAUAGAUUUAAUUUGGAGCAUGCAAGAAAACAAUAUGGUAGAAUCCGAGAUUUUGUCAACUGAAUCCAAUAUUCUGAAUCAAACAAAAUUGGAUGAGCAGCCAGUAAAGAAAAAACGCAAUCUUCCGGGAAUGCCUGAUCCGGAUGCGGAUGUGAUAGCUCUAUCGCCGAAAACGUUGCUGGCGACCAACAGAUUCGUGUGCGAGAUCUGCAACAAAGGGUUUCAAAGGGAGCAGAAUCUGCAGCUCCACCGGCGCGGCCACAACCUGCCGUGGAAGCUCCGGCAGCGGAGCGGGAAGGAGCUGCGGAAGCGCGUGUACGUGUGCCCGGAGGCCAGCUGCGUCCACCACAACCCAUCGAGGGCGCUGGGCGAUCUCACCGGAAUCAAGAAGCAUUUCUGCCGGAAACACUUGGACAAGAAGUAUAAAUGCCACCGCUGCCCCAAGAAAUAUGCGCUUCAGUCCGACUGCAAAGCACACAUCAAGGCUUGCGGCACUCGUGAGUAUUCUUGUCGUUGUGGAACUUUGUUUUCUCGGAGGGACAGCUUUGUUACGCAUAGGGCGUUUUGCGAUGCAUUAUCGAGGGAGAAUGCGCGGUCGCAGCCGCCACCCAUGGUUGCUCCACUGCCAGCUUCGAGUCCUCCACCACCGCCGCUUAGUCCGUCUGCGACGGUCUUGUCGAUUCAAAGUUCGGCAACACUAGAACUCGCAGAAAACUCAAACGCCGAGCUCCAACCACCGCCACCUCCGGCGCCGACCGCAGCUGCUACCACUAGUAAUAACACCCGAAGCAGCAGCGGAGGCUUUUUGGGUAGUAUGCUGAGUUCAUCAUCGACAUACCCGAGCCUGCUAUGCAGCAUAGCCGGGCCCCAUCAGCGCUCCGUGUCGCUGUCGCUGUUCGAAAAGCAGCAACUACACUACGUCCCAAGGCAGCCAGCGGCGCUAUCCGCAACCGCUCUGCUCCAGAAGGCCGCCCAAAUGGGAGCAACAUCCUCCUUCCUCCGUGGCCUGGGCUUGGCGCUGCCGUCUUCCUCGUCUAUCAUGAAGCUCGACAACACCUCGCUCGGGCUCCCAUCAUCGUCGAGUUUGAACGAAUUGAUGAUGAGCUCUUCCACGCUGUUUCGUAGCAAGCCCGCGACUCUGGAUUUGCUGGGGCUGGGAGUGCCAGCUGCUGAGGCUUCGUCGUCGGGCGGUUUUUCGGCCUUUCGGGAUGAUUCGGAGAGGAAAUAUAACCAAAGCAGAUUCUGCAAGCAUGAUUGAUAUUGAAAUCUGCAAGAAAUUUUGUGCUAUAUACAUUUUGCAUAUUCACAUAUAGAUAUUUCAGAACACAAAGCUGCUGAACAAAGUAAAAUACUGUACUAUAUAUCUCUUAUCAUCUAUCUACAUGACUUGGGGCAUAUAUUCACAAUCAGAGUUGUUCUUUAAUCGAGCGAAGAAUUGCAAGCUCAAUAAUUUAAUUUAAAUAUGUGCUACUUGUUCUUGUGAA
This is a messenger RNA of Salvia miltiorrhiza (redroot sage), 1976 nucleotides long. Its product is annotated as zinc finger protein GAI-ASSOCIATED FACTOR 1-like. The transcript is spliced from 4 exons. Gene Ontology annotation, molecular function: DNA-binding transcription factor activity. Lineage: Eukaryota; Viridiplantae; Streptophyta; Magnoliopsida; Lamiales; Lamiaceae. The record is from RefSeq and is a predicted model, not a curated record. Bases 512 to 1750 code for a protein of 412 amino acids. Gene Ontology annotation, cellular component: nucleus.